ACCGGCGCCACCGGUCAGUCGUUGGAACGCAUCCAACCGCUUAACAGGUUUGGUGCUCCGAGCGCAGAAACCGGCCAGAACGUUUUCGAGAGUGUGAUUCUUCUUUCUUUCUUUUUGCAACUGUUGACCGAAGCGUCCCUCACAUCGUGCACAAUGGGCGCACUGAUUUGGCGAAUACUCGUGCUGUGUUUCAUCGCUUCCUGCUCACAGCUUCCUGUCACGGUGGCACAAUAUCUUUCCAGCUGCAAGACACCGGGCGGUGAUGGAGAGCCGGGAACCUGUGUGCUGGUGCGCGAAUGUCCGUUCGCUCGCGCUCUGCUGAUGAAGCAGAAGCACUCGAACAACGAUAUUCGCUAUCUGGAAGCGAUACGGUGCGGUAUGCUGGAAACCAAGGCGCUGGUCUGUUGCAAUGCACCGAACAUUACCGCGGACAGCAGCAGCAGCAGCGGCAGCAUCGAUGGGCUGCUGGUAGACGGGGAAACGAUUGAUGGGUUGGUAGAGAAUCGGUUCAGCACGCCGGAGGAAAAACGUGGCCUGCUGCCAGAGGUGUGUGGUGUGGAUACGUAUCGCGGACCGAUCCGUGGCGAGCUGGCUCAGCUGUUUCAUUUCCCCUGGAAUGUGCUGAUACAGCAUCGGACGAAAGAUGGUGAGCAUCGUUUCCACUGCGGCGGAUCACUGAUCAGUGAUCGAUACGUACUGACGGCCGCCCGCUGCAUUAUGGGCAUCAAGAAAACAUGGACAAUCGUGUCCGUAAGGGUAGGCGAAUUGAAUCUGCAAACCGAUCCAGACUGUGACGACUCCACUGCCGGCGUUACCGAAUGUGCCAGCCCGGUGGAGGACAUUCCCAUCGAAAAGAUUACCGUACCCUCCAACUACACCGGUACCGGGUCGCCGGCCGUCAAGCAAGACAUCGCCCUGCUGCGGUUAGCCCGCAGGGUCGAGUUUAGUGAGUCGGUUGCACCGAUCUGUUUGCCCCUGAAUACGUCCAACUGGGUGGGCUAUAGCACAGAGCAGGACGGAAGCUUUUACGAGAGUGGCUGGGGUAAAACGCCCGACGCUGGUGGUGGUGGUGAUAACAAAUGGAAUUAUGUAUCGGUUGGUGUCGCACGGGAGCUUUGCCGCGAUCGGUACCCACACGCCAGCAUUGAUGGGGAGCAGAUUUGUGCGAUGCCUUGGAGUGAGCAGAACACGUGCCGAGGGGAUACCGGGGGGCCACUGAUGUACCAGUCUGGCACAGAUGGCGCCUGGUACCUGAUGGGUGUCGGCAGCUUCCGCAAGCAGUGUGCCAUCGUCGGCGAACCGGCAGUCUAUACUAAUGUGGCCACCUUUACCGACUGGAUCGUUGAGAAUCUGGAACCGUAGGCUGGCAAAAGGCUGGCAUGCCAACGUACCAGUAAAUCACCUGAACGCUUUAUACACAAACAUGUAUAGAAAGGGAACCAA
Anopheles arabiensis is the source of this 1443-nucleotide messenger RNA. RefSeq names its product CLIP domain-containing serine protease 14D-like. Lineage: Eukaryota; Metazoa; Arthropoda; Insecta; Diptera; Culicidae. Gene Ontology annotation, biological process: proteolysis. The coding region runs from base 154 to 1362 and encodes 402 amino acids. Gene Ontology annotation, molecular function: serine-type endopeptidase activity. The transcript has 5 exons. The record is from RefSeq and is a predicted model, not a curated record.